Molecule: messenger RNA, 1047 nt
Organism: Penicillium paradoxum
Lineage: Eukaryota; Fungi; Ascomycota; Eurotiomycetes; Eurotiales; Aspergillaceae
Exons: 2
Coding region: 1-1047 (348 amino acids)
Source: RefSeq, a predicted model, not a curated record
AUGGGGGGCUUCAAACGGGUCAUGAUGCGUCUCAGCCCAAGCAAAAGUCUUAUACCGAUUGCUGCUGACCCCCCUAUCCGUGCAGAAGCGCCACAAGUAAAUCUCCCACAUGUGGACACACAAUUGAAUAUGCACCAGCACGCCGGAUUACGCGACGACGAAUCGGUCUCCGAAGGCCAGAAUGGCAACUACGACCAUGCCCCCUCUUCUCCGUCGCAGCCUUCGAUCCUUUCUGCGUCCAUCGCCGAUACAACCAAUGGCGACGCCCCCACAACGGAGUGGUCCGCCGUCGGCCAUGCAGCAACAGGGAAAUCAGGUCGUGUGAUCCACAAUCUCCAGGAGGAGAUAGCCCGCCUAACGCGCGAAUGCACGCUAUACAAGUCUCGGUCGGAGGAGUACCAAAGAACCAACGAAGCCUACAAGAUCCAGCAACAGAACAUGAACGAGCGCUUACGGAAUCUUGAGCAGGUCAACGAGACCAACCUCAACUCGAUUGCACGGAAAGACCGGAAGAUGGAAGAAAUGCGGAUAGAACUCCAGAACGAGCGCAGGAAGCGUCAGGAAGCGGAGAUGGGCGCAACCCAAACCAACCAGACCAUGCGCGAGGAGCGUGAAACCCACAAUCGAGAACAAGCCCGGUCAGUGGAGAUUGCCAAGCACUACGAGACACAAUACGACGUGCUAUCUAGCACGGCCAAACGCGAUAAGGCGGAACUCACGAAACGCAUCGAUGCCAUCUGGGCUGAGUUCGAGACUAUUGCUGAAGCGCAGAAAACACAUAUACAUUCCACUGAGCGGCUGGAGGUGCUUGCAGAUCAGAAGAACAGGGAAUUCGACACACUCAAGGAGACUUAUGAGAAGCUUCUUGCCACACACACCACGUAUAAGGAGGUGAAAGAGAAUGAAUUCCGCGAUACCCUUGACUCUGCCAAGUCCCACAAUGCCAAUAUUGCCGAGAUUCUCGCCCAGCUCAAGGAGACGGAGACCGAAAUGAAAUGGGCGAUCCGACUCCAUAAAAGCCGGGAGGGACAAGAGAGCCAUGAUUGA